Cylindrotheca closterium is the source of this 2925-nucleotide messenger RNA. Lineage: Eukaryota; Bacillariophyta; Bacillariophyceae; Bacillariales; Bacillariaceae. The record is from the annotation of a GenBank genome assembly.
AUGACAGGUGAAUCACCCAGUCUCGAUGAGUUGAAUGCGAUUAUGAAUCUCGAGAGGAAGGAAGCCUUUGACGACCCCAACAGCGAACUGUCCGAUCUAGACAAUCAAGAGACCCCCGAAGAAAAAUUGAUGAAAAUCAUUGACCAACCACUUCCGGGAAUUCCAAAAGCGAAGCAAGAUUUGUUCAAGAGAUCACAAGCAGCGCGUCAGAAAUCCUCACGGACUCGCUAUUCCUACAUUGCUUCGGGGGGUGGCACGGUACACGCCAAUCGAUUUCAGUUUGAAGAUCCCCUUGAUCCCGAAAAGAACGAGUGGAGAAAAACAUUGAAUGCAAGUUACAAUGGUUCCACUAAUAACGACAAUACUAGUGCAACCAAUGGUUUUGCAGGGAUUCAACGAGUGUCAAGUAACUCGUCGGGUGUGAGCCAAGACUUCUACGUACCAACCUCGGCAGGAAGUGGCAGGCAAAAGAAACGAUUGAGUGCCCGAUCUCUAAACGAUGGAACCGAAAGUUUGACUUCUACGGAUACUCGCAACACUACUAGUGAACGACGAGCACGAAGAUCAAAGAAUAGCUCUCAUUCUCGAUCUAGUCUGAACCCAGCAAGCACUACCUCCUCACUUAACGAUUCGGACCACAAGGAGUCUAGCAUUUCAUCCAAUGAUCAUUUGGAAGUUCCUUCACAAGGUGCUGGAAAGCCACCAGUGCCACGAAAAGUACGAAGGGGGUCCAGGACUCAACCAGAUGACGCACAACAGCCACAGGUGGCAAGGCAAACCAUGCGAGGUCGCAGGAGGGGGAGUCGUGAUGCUCAAACAAUGCAGGCCAAUACUAAUCAAGCCGCUGCGGCUGGUCGAGGUAAUAAUCGCCAACGACGAGCCAAUAGUCAAGAUGCCGAAAGUAGUAAUCGAAGAUCCAGCAGCAAGGAUGCGCAAGGCAUGCGUCAAGCCACUAGGAGAAGCACAUCAAGGGGACAGAUGGCAGGCUUUGAACAAGCGUGGACGCAAUCUCCGGGCAAUAAUGGAGAGGCUGUGAGGGUUCCUCCGUUGCGAAGAGGAAAUGGCGCGGAAGUCAAUGGGAAAAGAAGGGGUGCACGACCAAGUACUGCCAACUUGGCAAACUUUGAGCAAGCAUGGGAAGAAGGGGGAACAGAUGGGGAUCUUGCUGUUGCUGCAUCGAUCGAGCCAAAUCUGCAGCGAUCCAUUACGAGUGAUAGCAUGAACAAGAAGAGAACGAAACGGGAAAAGAUUUUUGAAUUGCAAGCCAAGUGCGAUCGCUAUAAGAAAGAAUGGAUAGAAGCUAGCAAAGACAAGAAGAAGGUUCGGAAGGAAUUGCAAGAUGUUCAGGUCAGUAUUGUGUCGCUAAAUAUGCAAAUUGAUACACAAAAGGCCGAGACGGAAAUCUUGCAAAAGCAAUUGACGGACACGGUUCAAAAACUGAUGGAAUCCAAAAGGGUUCAAGAAAAGGAACGUGCCGAGGCUGAUGAGACUGCCCAGGAACUGGAACAAUCCAAACUCGACUACACCAAAGUCACUAGUGAGUCUCGCGAAUUGAGAACUCGUAUCGAUGAAUUGGAAGAUAGCCUGAGUGACAAAGACAAGCAGAUUGCUUCCUUGAAUCAUGAUGUUGCGGAAAGUAAGAAAUUGAUUGAAGAACUCAAAUUAGAUUUGAUUCACGCCGAUGAUGAAGGUAUUUUGCUGGAAAAGGAACUGAAACGGCUGGAACAAGAGUUGGAAGCCUACAAGGAGGCCGCUGAAAAGGAUCAGGAAGAAGGAAAUGAAGGGAAUCUUCGUAAGGCACAAAGUGACAUCGAAAAGCGGUUGCAUGAUGAGAAGGAGCGUCGACUUCAUGAGAAGCAGUUAAAGCUUGAUGCCAAAAUUAAGGAGUUUGAGGAGCAAAAGGAAAAGGCACAGCAAGAGCAGCAAAACAGACAAAAGGAGAUGGCUAAUCUUCAUAUGGCCGACAGUGAGAAGCAGAAGACACGAGACGAGCAACGCCGUGAGAUAGAUAGCGAGCUCAACAAUCGUCUCAAGGAAAUGGAAGAUAACAAUACGGUCUUGAAAGGAAAACUAAAAAGUGAACAGCUCCAGACUACGGUGAAGCUCAAACAACGCGACGAAACUAUUGAACAAUUGACGAAGAACUUGGCCGAAAUGAAGAAACAGCUUGCGCAGCGAGAUGCGGAUCCCGACGGAUUGGUGGCAUUGCAAAGGGAAGUCGAAAUGGCCAAAGCAGAAGCUGUCAGCAUCCAGGAUGAUUUAGCUGAAGCACAGCGCAUGAAUGGCAUGUUGCAGGAAGAAAUUGAAGAUUUCCAAACGACUAGUGUGGAGCUGAGAGGUGAAUUGGAGACGUUGGAAAACGAAAAGAAGCAAUUCUCCACGGAAAUGACCAGACUCAAGGCAAAAUCAGACGAAUGGCAGAAAAAGUCAAGCGAAUGGACAGACAAAGCUUUUCUAUGGAAAGAGAAAGCGGAAUACUGGGAAAAGGUUUGCCGCGAAAUUGAUCCUUACUAUAAAGAAGGAAGCAGUCAAGUAUCGCCUGAAAAGAGCGAAGAUCCUCAAGCCAUGAUGUUGCAAGCUGCAGUUGCGAAAAAGCGAUCGUCAGCGGCGGUGAACAAUCACGGUAGAUGGAACCAAUGGUUCAAUAAGCAGGCGACUGGCGACGAAGCCGAAUUUCAAGCCAAAGUUCAAGAAUUGCAGGAACAGAACAACAGCCAAACACAGCUGAUCAAGAAGCUUCGGAGUGAAAUUGUUAGAAUUCAAAGCAACCACAAAGAAGAAAAUUACACCAAGCAACAACAGAUAAUACAAGUGCAACGGGAAAUGGAAGCCAUCGAACUUCAAAACACCAAUCUUAUGAAGCAGUUGGAAUUGGCUCGAAAGCUGGAACACUUUGCAGCUCAAGAUCUGACUACCACACUAUGA